UUUUGUUAUUUUUUUUUCCCUUUUUUUUUUUCUUUUCUCUCCCUCUUUUUUCUUUUAUUUCCCUCCCCCUCAUAUUAUUCUUUCUAAUUGAUUACUAUGCCAACAACAAGUGCAGAGGAUAAUUUAAUUGUUGUUCCAUUGGAAAAUAAAGUCUUGUUACCUGCUGUUGUUUUAAAGAUAAAUAUGCGAGGUAGAGAUGCAGUCGCUCUUGCACGUCAGCAUUUGAGAUCUAAUGAGCAACGUAAGCCUACCUAUAUUGCUUGCAUUCCUUUAAUUAACAAAGAUGAUCAACAUCAACCUGUUGCUGCUGCUACUGCUGAUGACGACGAAUCUACAAGAAAUACAAAAGACGAAGGGUUUAUAAGACCAGAAGAAAAAGAUCGUCUCUUUCAUUUUGGUUGUACAGCUCGUAUCAUUCGAAUUCAAAGAUCAGGCUUAGGAGCCUUUACCAUGUUUAUUGAAGGAGUCUCUCGUUUCAAAGUUCAGAGCUACAGUCAACAAGAUCGUAGCCCUCUCUAUGUGAAAAUAAAGAUAGCCAUGGAUAACGAUAGCGAUGAAAAAAGUGAUGAAAUGAUUCGUUUCAAGGCUCUUGUAAGAGAGUUUCUUGUCAAAAUGAAAGAACUUCAAAUGCCUGCUAAUUUGAUCCAACAAUUAAAUAAAUUGAUGGAUUCAGUCUCACCCCUUCUUUUAGCUGACUUGUUGAUGUCAGUCAUUGAAACUUCUUUUGAUGAAAAAUUAAUCAUGUUAGCAACUACAAGUUUGAAAGAAAGGAUAGAAAAAGCUAGUGAAUGGAUGACGAGACAACUUCAUGUCCUCAAGAUAUCAGAGCAAGUUCAUUCUAGUAUUGAAGGUAAAUUGAGUAAAAAGCAAAGAGAAUUCUAUCUCCGUCAACAGCUUGAGGCGAUCAAAAAAGAGUUAGGAGAAAAGGAUGGCACACAUGGUGAAAAGGAAGAAGACGAUUUAGAACUCUUGAGUAAUAAAUUAGCCGCAGCUGAAUUACCAGAAGAAGCAUCUAUUAUAGCUCAAAGAGAGCUUAAACGUCUAAAGAAACUUCAACCUAUUUCAAGUGAAUAUGCAGUUGCUCGAAACUAUUUAGAAUUAUUAGCUGACUUACCAUGGAACAAAAAAUCAAAGGAUACUAUUGAUAUUAGACAAGCUAAACAAAAACUGGAGGAAGAUCAUUUUGGUUUAGACCACGUUAAGAAACGUAUCAUCGAGUAUCUUUCAGUUAUUAAAAUUAAAGGCGAUUUAAGAGCACCUAUCAUUUGUUUUGUUGGACCUCCUGGUGUAGGAAAAACUUCACUUGGAAAAUCAAUUGCUUCAUCUUUAGGUCGUGAAUUUCAUCGUAUUUCAUUAGGUGGUGUUCGUGAUGAAGCAGAAAUGAGAGGCCAUAGACGCACUUAUGUGGGUGCUAUGCCAGGCUUAAUUAUUCAGGGAUUAAGAAAAUGCAAAGUGAAUAAUCCUUUAUUUUUAUUAGACGAAAUUGAUAAGCUUGUACAAUCUUCUCACUAUGGUGAUCCUGCAGCAGCUUUAUUAGAGGUUUUAGAUCCAGAACAAAACAACAGUUUUACAGAUCAUUAUCUGAAUCUUCCUUUUGACCUUUCUAAUGUAUUAUUUAUUGCAACUGCCAAUAGUGUGGAGACUAUUCCAGAACCUUUAUUAGAUCGUAUGGAAUUAAUCACCUUGAAUGGUUAUACCUUUGAAGAAAAGCUACAUAUUGCUAAAUCACAUUUGUUACCAAAGCAAUUGCUCGUACAUGGUCUUGAUAAGGGCCAGGUCGAGAUGUCAGAUAAGGUUAUUUUAAAGCUAGCAGAAAAUUAUACUCGUGAGAGUGGUGUUCGUAGUUUAGAAAGAACGAUUGCAUCUGUUGUUCGCGCCAAAUGUGUCGAAUUGGCUAAUUUUCGUGAAUUAAAUAAAGAAUUAGAAUACAGUUCAAUAGUAUCUUUAUCUCAUAUUGAAGAAAUCUUGGGUAUGCCAUUUUAUGAAAAAGAAGUUGCGGAGAGAGAUCCUUUACCAGGUGUAGUUACUGGUUUAGCUUAUUCGGGCAGUGGGAAUGGUGGCAUUUUAUUUAUUGAAUCAACUAAAAUGCCCGGUCAUGGCGAUUUACAUUUAACAGGAUCUUUGGGUGAUGUAAUUAAAGAGUCAGCUCAUUUAGCUUUAACAUGGGUCAAGGCUCACGCAUAUAGUUUAAAGGUUGUACCGAGAGAAGGGGAUAAUUUAGUCGAAAAAUAUGAUGUUCAUAUUCAUGUACCUGGUGGGGCUGUUCCAAAAGAUGGUCCAAGCGCAGGUGUCACUAUAGUAACUUCACUUGUGUCGCUUUUUUCUGGGUACCAUGUACCUACAACCACAGCUAUGACAGGUGAAAUCUCAUUAAGAGGUCAGGUAUUACCUGUAGGAGGAAUUAAAGAAAAAGUCGUGUCUGCACAUCGCGCUGGUAUUCAGAAAAUUAUUUUACCAUUUCGCAACAAAAAGGAUGUAGACCAAGAUGUUCCUAAUAAGGUAAAAGAAGAUAUUAAAUUUGUGUAUACAAAGAAUAUUUGGGAUGUUUUGGAGGCUGCCUUAGUUAUUAAUGAAAAAGAAAAGUGGAAUACUCGAGUGUAUGAAAAUCGCUUGUAAAUGCACAUGGUUCAAUUUUAAUAAAUACAAACUCCGUCUUAUGUUGAUUGGUUAGAUUUCAGAAGUAUAAUAAAAAAAAGUUUAAAUACACUUUUCUAACAA
Messenger RNA from Cokeromyces recurvatus, 2718 nucleotides. Its product is annotated as ATP-dependent protease La. The record is from RefSeq and is a predicted model, not a curated record. Bases 97 to 2616 code for a protein of 839 amino acids. Gene Ontology annotation, biological process: protein processing; protein targeting to peroxisome; protein catabolic process. The transcript is spliced from 8 exons. Gene Ontology annotation, cellular component: peroxisomal matrix. Lineage: Eukaryota; Fungi; Mucoromycota; Mucoromycetes; Mucorales; Mucoraceae. Gene Ontology annotation, molecular function: serine-type endopeptidase activity; ATP hydrolysis activity; ATP binding.